Molecule: messenger RNA, 2993 nt
Organism: Bursaphelenchus okinawaensis
Lineage: Eukaryota; Metazoa; Nematoda; Chromadorea; Rhabditida; Aphelenchoididae
Source: the annotation of a GenBank genome assembly
AUGCAACGGUGCUUGGUGAUAAUUCUGAUUUAUGCCGGUGGGACAGCGUUGGCCUCGGACUCGAGCGUGAGUUUUUUUAAAUUUCGUUAAAUUUUUUUUUAAUUUUUUUGGUUUUUAUUUAAAAAUAUUAGAAUUUUCAAGUUUUAGGUAACAAUUUCGUGCUUUUCAUUAAAAUUUCUUAAAAAUACGCUUUUUCACAUUUUUAAUUAAUAUUAGGUGCCGACAUAAAGAACCCGCCAUACUUUGCCUGUAUUUUACUGUAAAAAGUGGCGGGUUCUUUAUGUCGGCACGAAAUAGUUAAGUUUUCUUGCAAUAAUAACGUUUCUUUUCAGGAAUCAACAUCGUCAGAACGUUGUGAAUUACCAGUAAAUUUUCAAAAUCUACCGACUUUUGCUCAAGAUGAAAUUAGGGCUGUUUGGUAAGGCAUUUCAUAAGCAAAAUUUUAUUUAUUCGGUGCCGACAUAAAGAACCCGCCAUACUUUGUCUGUAAUUCCUUGUAAAAAUGGCGGGUUCUUUAUGUCGGCACUUAAUAUUUUAUCAUAAAUUGGAAUUUUAGUAUAAAACACGAUAUUUUUUAUAAAAAUAGUGUCAUUUUAUCACUAAAAAGCUAAUACCAUCGCUUUUUAAACUAAAAGAAUACUUAUUUACAGGAAAAACUACGUUCCCGGCCAAAAUUGUAAAAAAGAAGUACUAAUCACUGAAGAUAUUUUAUCAGUAUUGGAAAUGUUUGACAAAGAAUUGAUAAUCGAUAAAGAUUUUUUGUCCUCUGGCAGUAAAUUCAACCAUUUCACUACGAAUCCAUUAAAUCAACGGCUACAUCAGAAGGCCUUGGAGGGUUCUGAAGUCGGCUUUUCUACAACAACUGCUGGGUCUUUUAAUUCUGAAGCUACAAACGGUCAGAAUCUGAAUUCUCAACCUAUACGAACUCAAAAUCCUAAUACUGAUGGGGUUUUAAACUCUGAUAAUAGACGAAUUCAAAGUACAAGUUUUGAAAAAAGUAUAACUUCAAGACUUCCUAGUGCUGACGUAGAGUUUCCAACGUUAGUACCAAAUAUUGAGCCAGAUUUUAGUGAAAAAACGUUAACUAAUGACAAUUCUAACUCAAAUUUGGAACUACAAAACCAAGAUUCUACACGAUUUGGAAGCUUAGAAUCUACAAUUUCUCCAGUUUUCAACAAAGACUUUUCCACUACAACAAACUUUAGUCUGCUAUCUACUACAACACCACUGGCAAAUUGGGAAGUAGAUCAUACUGAAACGACUACAACAGUUUCUACCGUGAAUCAGUGGAUUCAGACGUUUCAACAGCCAAAUAUUAAUCAGGAUUCUGAAAAUUUACAAAACCAACAAAACUUUAAUCUUCAGGCUACAGAACAACAACAAAAGUUGGCACAAAUAGCUCCAAUUGUGCCAGAAGACAAUGCUAGGCCAAGUAAAACAGUUCAAAAUCCAGAUUCUCGGCUCCGACAACAAUUUAAAAACCCAAAUGAAGUCUUAAAACAUUUGAAAGAUACCAGUAAUAGUAGUGGUGAUGACAAAUCUACUCCAAAAGAACGGCUAGAGCAUGAUCAAACUGGUUUGAAUUUAAGAACUUUGUUGCAAAGUUCAGAAAACGACCGUCAGUUAGAAUCAAGUGAAGACCAUCAGUCAAAAUCAACUGAUUUAGAAGCUUCUAAGCCUAAAAUUGAUCUCAGAAUGUCAGAAGAAGAAAGCCCAAAUUCAGAAGAGAGCAAAACCCGGUCUUCUGAAGACGAUCAAUCCCCAGAAGCGCCAGUAAUCCACGAUAGAACUAGUGUAGCUCAUUUUAAAGGCGAAGACGAUGUGCUAACUUCUGAGACUACCAUUGCAGAUUUUUCGAACUUAAAUAUAGAAAAGUCAUCUAGUUAUGACAGCAGAAAAGAUUUUUCAAGUUUUGACAAAAGUAAAAGUUUUGUCAGACCAGAAAGCAAAAACAAGAAUAACCAACAACGUGAGUAUUUGGAAAAGGUACGAAGACCAUUAAAGACCAAGGUGGACUUCCAUGAAUAUCAAGAUUACGAAGAGAUUUUAAAACUUGAAGCUCAGAAGGCGCAAAGAGAUGAGGAGAGAAAGCAGAAGGUAAGUAUAACAUUGCUUUACCUUACAAUUACAGGCUGUGGUAAACGUUUUAUUGGUUAAAAAUUUGUUUUUCUAUCUGAAAAGUCUUUAAAACACAAUAUUAUACAUAUUAUUAGUGAUUACCUUCUUAUAUGAAACCUCAAAAACUUAUUCUAUUAAUACUAUCUCAACUAAAAUCUGUAGUGCUAGCUAUAGUACUAUCUAUUUGUUUAGUAGCUAUGAAAUUACAGGAGAUUGGAAACGAUAAGUUUUAUGAACCUAUUGACAGUGCUUUGCCAUUUUUACAAGGUGCUAGCCCAGUAGUACAAAGAGUGUUUAAGGAGGUGCUGAAUGACCCAGAUGUACUAUCUGAAGGGAAGCGACAAGAUGAGGUAUGAUAUUUGUUACCUAAUUUGAAAGUUUUAGGUUGUUUUUGAAAUUUAUUAGGUUGUUCACUUAAUUCUGCGCUCCCUCUCAAAGCAAAUUUGUGGGGUAAGGGGCGCAUAAUUAUGUGAAAAACCUAAUAAUAAAUUUUUUUAAUUUUAAAGUUAUGUCAGCACCUAAUACUUACAGUUAACUUUUUUGAUUAGCUUUUCAUUUUUUAAAUACUCUUUUUUGAUGUUUUAUAUAAAAUUAAAUUGAUGUUCUAUAUAAUUCUUCAGAUCCACGUCCUAGCGGUAUCGUACCUAAACCCAGAGCAAUUAGAAAUUUUUAACGACUGGUCGCUAGCUAGAAGGAAACGAAUUCAACAACGCGAGGAACGGCUGUAUCCAUUAUCUCGACCGGCUCGAACGGCACUCAAGGAUCUCUCGCUAACAGCGCAAUCGAAGCGAAUGCGCAAAGUGCGAUUGUUGGAUUCUGAAGUGCGGGAAGAGCUUCGAGAUUACGCAAUUCGCCUAAGGGAAGAAAAUCAUUGA